CAUUGAGAAAAAUCCACAGCCGAGUUUUUAUUCGAAGAGCUUCAGGGGAUGUAGGGAAGAGGAAAUCUUGGUUUUUAAAACACUGACGACAAACUUCACAUAUCAAGGUGAAGACUCCUGCAACAUGGACGGCUUUUACGACCAGCAGGUCCCCUUUGUGGUCCCUGAGAGUAAAUGUCCCGUAGAAGGAGCAGAGAGAUGUCUCAGUGACAGGAAGAGGAAGUUCAUGGACACAGAGCUGGCUCAGGACACAGAAGAGCUCUUUCAAGACCUGAUCCAGCUCCAGGAAAUAUGGAUCGCAGAAGCUCAGGUUCCCGAUGACGAGCAGUUUGUCCCAGACUUCCAGUCCAAUAAGUUGAUGUUUCAUGGACCUCCUCUGAGCAAGGUGAAGCGAGAGCACAGCCCGUCUCCCUGCAGAACGCCUCACGCUGACAUGUGCCUUUACAGCUACAGUGCCUGUGACAAUAAGCCAGCAGGGCUCAAAUCCCUUCCUCCAGCCCCCUCUCAUCCUUCAGGACCUCCACCUGUUCAGAGGCAGCUCCACCCUCCGGGCCCCCAGAUCUCCAGCAGAGGCCCUCAGGCCAAUCAGAGCCAGCAGUUUGCUCUGCCCCGCCCCCCCACCAGCUGCCCCCCUGCGUCUUUCAGCACAGAACAGAGGUUUCAGAGGCAGCUGUCGGAGCCCUGCUUGUCCUUCCUCCCUCCUGAGACUCCUCUGAACUCUCCGUACCAACCCUCGAGCCGUGAUGGCCGCCCUCUGUACCAGCGCCACCUCUCAGAGCCUCUGGUCCCUCAGAGAGUGUUCAAACAGGAACUGCUGGACCCUCGGUACCCAGAGCCGGGACCCCAGAACUCUUUCAAUCACGUGACCAUCAAGCAGGAGCCGCGAGACUACGCCUUCGACUCAGAGGUUCAGCCCUGCCAGUCGUCGUUUGGGAAGUCUCCAGUCUUGUACCAGAAUAACAAUGUUGGGUUUGGUGCUGACAGAGAGCAACACCUGUACUAUGACGACACCUGUGUGGUGCCGGACAGACUGGAAGUUAAAGUGAAGCAGGAGAGUUUGCCGUACCAGCGCCGCGGCUCUUUGCAGCUCUGGCAGUUUCUCUUGACUCUGCUCGACAACCCGGCCCACGCUCACCUGAUCGUCUGGACGGGGAGAAACAUGGAGUUCAAACUCAUCGAUCCUGAGGAGGUGGCUCGGCUCUGGGGUCUGCAGAAGAAUCGUCCGGCGAUGAACUACGACAAGCUGAGUCGCUCGCUGAGGUACUACUACGAGAAGGGCAUUAUGCAGAAGGUUGCCGGGGAGAGGUACGUCUACAAGUUCGUAUGCAACCCCGACGCGCUGUUCUCCAUGGCGUUCCCAGACAACCAGAGGCCGAGUCUGAAGGCCGACCCGGACGCCAUCUUGCCCCCCGGCGAGGAAGAAGGCCCCCCUCCGCCCAGCUAUGAGGAGGAGGGUCCCUACCUGGCUGAGGGGGGGGCUUUCCCCGAAAACUACCCUUAUUAAACUCCACAGGUUGGACGAAACAUGAGAUAUUUGACAGGAGGAAGCUGAAUUACUGAGCAGUGUUUUCAACAUGUAUACGUCCCAGGAAAGAGGAAUUCAUCAGAGAUUUUGUAUUUUUUUCAACUGUCUUUUAGCCAAAAGUACUGGUUGCAAAAUUGGAGAUGGUAAAUGUUUUGCCCAAUACAGUUUAAUUCUGAUUUAGGUCUUAUUUGUUUUCUUUUAAAAAGCUUUAACAUUUAGAUUUAAAGUUAUAUUAAAUGUCAAACUCUCUUUUAGCCAAAAAUACUGGUUGCAAAAUUGGAGAUGGUUGAUUUUAACUCCCUCAGCACACGUGCAUAUUUGGCCCAAUACUGUUUAAUUCUGAUUUAGGUCUUAUUUAUUUUCUUUAACGAGCUUUAACAUUUAGAUUUAAAGUUAUAUUAAGAAAAUAAGACGCUUUACUUCAAGAUGUGGUUGUCAUUUUGGGAGAAAGGUCUGUAUGUCAUGGGAAACGGCCCAUAUUUUGAGGAGAAAAUAUACAAUUGGUCAUAAUAUCAUUUUGAGAUAAGGUCGUAACUUAAUUAGAAAUUAUACUAAAACUAAAAACAACAGUACUUUUUCCCACAAACAUGCGACACAGAAUAUAACAGGUUUUUAAUAUUUUACUCUCAUCAGAAGACAGUUUUUGUUCCUAAUUUUGUGACUCACAGCUGUUCCCCUCAGCCUGCCUGGUUGUACUUUUUGUAGCAUGGCCGUCGCCGUAGUCCUCGCGUACGUGAACUCUGGGAUCUGUAUUUCAACCAAAAAGUAUCUCAAAACCAUGAACACUCCUUUAACUAAUUUACUUCUAAUUGUUGUUUUUUUGGGUAAACCUUAUACUGCUUGAAAGGGACACACUUGUAUUUUCCAGAUGUUAUAGUCCUCCUAUAAACAUGUAUAUUGAGAAAUGUCUUUUGUGUACUUUUUCUUGUUUUCAAAAGCUAAUAUUUUUGGCAUUAUAUGAACUUUUUCCUAAACUGUUUUAUGACAAAGGUACUGCUACUAUUUUUCUGUAAUACUGUCACUAUGAUGCUACUAAUAAGCAUAGACUUUCCUACAACCGGCUCAUCUGUUAUCGCACCAAGCUAGUUUUCUGCAUUUUGUAUAGUUCAUUUGCUUCAAUGUGUAGAAAAGGUGUAUAAUUAUAUAUGAAUAUAUUUUUGCAAAAGGCUGCAUUUGCUUGACGUUGUACUAUGAGCUGAAAAGUGAAGCCUGCUAAUGUAUUGUAUUAAUUCCAGCCUCUGAGAGAUAAAUGACUUCCUCCCUGCAGAUAAUGUAAUGGUAUAUUUUACUAUAUGAUCACAAAGUGGAGGAGAAGCUGGAGAACGAUACUGACACCGGUGUAACGUCUACGCUCAGAUACUGUACGUGUGCCUUCUGUUGAUCUAACUGAUACAAUAAAGUAUUUUACUCUUUU
This is a messenger RNA of Trematomus bernacchii (emerald rockcod), 2939 nucleotides long. RefSeq names its product ETS translocation variant 5-like. Lineage: Eukaryota; Metazoa; Chordata; Actinopteri; Perciformes; Nototheniidae. Bases 125 to 1504 code for a protein of 459 amino acids. The transcript has 13 exons. The record is from RefSeq and is a predicted model, not a curated record. Gene Ontology annotation, biological process: cell differentiation; regulation of transcription by RNA polymerase II. Gene Ontology annotation, molecular function: DNA-binding transcription factor activity, RNA polymerase II-specific; sequence-specific DNA binding. Gene Ontology annotation, cellular component: nucleus.